Messenger RNA from Callithrix jacchus (white-tufted-ear marmoset), 4302 nucleotides. NCBI's taxonomy places the organism in Eukaryota, Metazoa, Chordata, Mammalia, Primates, Cebidae. The record is from RefSeq and is a predicted model, not a curated record.
UGCAAUCUCAGUUCACUGCAACCUCCAACUCCUUGGUUCAAGCGAUUCUUCUGCCUCAGCCUCCUGAGUAGCUGUGAUUACAGGUGCGUGCCACCAUGCCCAGUUAAUUUUUGUAUUUUUAGUAGAGAUGGGGUUUCUCCAUGUUGGCCAGGAUGGUCUCCAUCUCCUGACCUUGUGAUCCACCCACCUUGGCCUCCUAAAGUGCUGGGAUUAUAGGCAUAAACCACCACACCCAGCCAAAACCAUUGUUUUUCUAAAACAUGUUUGUAUUUAUGCAUAUUGUGUGUUAAUUCCUCUGUGCCUCAGUUUUCUCAUCUGUAAAAUAGGCAUCAUGAUGGUACCUACCUCAGAACUUGUUGCAAGGGUAUAAACUGAGAUAACAUAAGUAGAGUGCUUAGUACGGUGACUGACACAUAGUGCUAUGUGUUGGCAAUUAUUAUUAUUAUUAUUGUAUAGGCAGUAUCAGAAAGUUUAUACUACAGACUUUGACAGAGAUUACCUUUGAGUAGUAGAAUUGGCUUGAGGGGACAGCAGGCAAGAGCUGGCAGAGACUUCUACUUCUUACAUUGUGUAUUUCCCUAUAAUUGUUUGUAUGGAGGAGGCCCAUCCUUGACCAGUCACUGACCAAGGAGCCUAGACAGUGAAGGAAAUGGCAUUCUGGUUCGGUAUGCUUGUUGAGGCCUGCAGAAGAAGGUUUUUAUGGUAUUUCAGUGUCCAUAGACAAGAUGGAAUCAACUCCAUUCAGUAGACGGCAGUGGACCUCACAAUCAUUGAGGGUAACGGCCAAAGAACUUUCUCUUGUCAACAAGAACAAGUCAUCAGCUAUUGUGGAAAUAUUCUCCAAGUACCAGAAAGCAGCUGAAGAAACAAACAUGGAGAAGAAGAGAAGUAACACUGAAAAUCUCUCCCAGAGCUUUAGAAGGGGGACCCUGACUGUGUUAAAGAAGAAGUGGGAGAACCCAGGGCUGGGAGCAGAGUCUCAGACAGACUCUCUGCGGAACAGCAGCACUGAGAUUAGGCACAGAGCGGACCAUCCUCGUGCUGAAGUGAGAAGCCACACUGCUUCUGGAGCCGAAGCUGUCCAAGAGGAACAAAUCCACCCCAGAUCUAGAUUCAGGUCACCUCCUGAAGCCCUCGUUCAGUAUCGAUAUCCCCGCAUCAAGGACAGUGAGGAUCUUAAAGACCACUCAACAAAAAGUAAAAAAAUGGAAAAUUGCCUAGGAGAACCAAGGCAUGAAGUAGAAAAAUCAGAAAUCAGUGAAAACACAGAAGCUUCAGGCAAAAUAGAGAAAUACAACGUUCCACUGAACAGGCUUAAGAUGAUGUUUGAGAAAGGUGAACCAACUCAAACCAAGAUUCUCCGAGCCCAAAGCCGAAGUACGAAUGGAAGGAAGAUCUCUGAAAACAGCUGUUCUCUGGAUGACCUGGAAAUAGGUCCAGGUCAGUUGUCCUCUUCUACAUUCAACUUGGAGAAAAAUGAGAGUAGGCGAAAUCUGGAACUUCCACGCCUCUCAGAAACCUCUAUAAAGGAUCGAAUGGCCAAGUACCAGGCAGCUGUGUCCAAACAAAGCAGCUCAACCAACUAUACAAAUGAGUUAAAAGCCAGUGGUGGCGAAAUCAAAAUUCAUAAAACGGAGCAAAAGGAGAAUGUGCCCCCAAGUCCUGAGGUCUGUAUCACCCAUCAGGAAGGAGAAAAGAUUUCUGCAACUGAGAAUAGCCUGGCAGUCCGUUCCACCCCUGCUGAAGAUGACUCCCCAGGUAACUUCCAGGUUAAGAGUGAGGUUCAACAGCCUGUCCAUCCCAAGCCACUAAAUCCAGAUGCCAGAGCCUCCAGUCUUUCUGAAAGUUCUCCAGCCAAAGCAGUGAAGAAGUUUCAGGCACCUGCAAAAGAGACCUGCGUGGAAUGUCAGAAGACAGUCUAUCCAAUGGAGCGUCUCUUGGCCAACCAGCAGGUGUUUCACAUCAGCUGCUUCCGUUGCUCCUAUUGCAACAACAAACUCAGUCUAGGAACAUAUGCAUCUUUACAUGGAAGAAUCUAUUGUAAGCCUCACUUCAAUCAACUCUUUAAAUCUAAAGGCAACUAUGAUGAAGGCUUUGGGCACAGACCACACAAGGAUCUGUGGGCAAGCAAAAAUGAAAACGAAGAGAUUUUGGAGAGACCAGCCCAGCUUGCAAAUGCAAGGGAGACCGCUCACAGCCCAGGAGUAGAAGAUGCCCCUAUUGCCAAGGUGGGUGUCCUGGCUGCAAGUAUGGAAGCCAAGGCCUCCUCUCCACAGGAGAAGGAAGACAAGCCUGCUGAAACCAAGAAGCUGAGGAUUGCCUGGCCACCCCCAACUGAACUUGGAAGUUCAGGAAGUGCCUUGGAGGAAGGGAUCAAAGUGUCAAAGCCCAAAUGGCCUCCUGAGGAUGAAAGCAGCAAGCCUGAAGUUCCUGAGGAUGUCGAUCUGGAUCUGAAGAAACUACGACGAUCUUCUUCACUGAAGGAAAGAAGCCGCCCAUUCACUGUAGCAGCUUCAUUUCAAAGCACCUCUGUCAAGAGCCCAAAACCUUUGCCUUCACCUAUCAGGAAAGGCUGGAGCAUGUCAGAGCAGAGUGAAGAGUUUGCAGGCGGAAUAGUUGCUGAAAAGAAACAAGUGGAAAAUGCCAAGGCUUCCAAGAAGAAUGGGAGUGUGGGAAAAACAAGCUGGCAAAACAAGGAAUCUAAAGGAGAAGAGAUAGUGAAGAGAAGUAAAGAAGGUCAUAGUUUGGAGAUGGAGAAUGAGAAUCUUGUGGAAAACGGUGCCAACUUCGAUGAAGAGGAUAACAGCUUCCUCAAGCAACAAUCUCCACUAGAACCCAAGUCUCCAAAUUGGUCCAGUUUUGUAGACAACACCUCCGCUAAAGAAUUCACUACUCAGAAUCAGAAAUCCCAGGAUAUGGGAUUCUGGGAGGGAGAAGUGGUCAAAGAGCUCUCUGUGGAGGAACAGAUAAAGAGAAAUCGGUAUUACGAUGAGGAUGAGGAUGAAGAGUGACAAAUUGCAAUGGUGCUGGGCCUUAAAUUCAUGUUAGUGUUAGCGAGCCACUGCCCUUUGUCAAAGUGUGAUGCACAUCAGCAGGUAUCCCAGCAUGAAAUGUAAUUUACUUGGAAGCAACUUUGGAAAAGAAUUCCUUCUAAAAAAACAAACAAACAAAAAACCCUACCCCUACUGCAGGUUAAGUGAACCACUUCUAAAUGCUAGAGAUAACUUUACUUAAAUUCAUUUUAGCAGUGAUGAUAUGCAUAAGGACUGUAAGGCUUAUAACUGGGGAAAUAGUCCACAUGAUAAUAGCCCAGAUUCUACUGUAUUCCCAAAAAGUCAAUAUUAAAGUAGAUAGAUGAUUAGUAGUAUAUUGUUAAACACUAUUUUGGAAUUAGAGAACAUACAGAAGGAAUUUAGGGGCCUAAACAUUACAACUGAAUGCACUUUAGUAUAAAGGGCACAGUUUGUAUAUUUUUAAAUGAAUACCAAUUUAAUUUUUUAGUAUUUACGUGUUAACAGAUUAAGUAUUUAGUCUUUAAAUUUUUUUUGGUGAAUUUUCUUGCUAUGACAUAUAUAAGGAAUUGAUUACUUUGUGUCCUGCUCUCUACACCCUCAACUCUGCGUCUUGAGGUAUAACACAGCCAUCUUUUCAGAGCACUUUUUGAGGCAACUGAAAAAACCAACCUCCAUUCUUUGGUGCUUGGAGAGAUCUGCUAUCUCCCAAAUAAGCUUUUGUAUCUGCCAAUGAAUUUACUGUACUCCGAAUGAUUGCUUUCUUUACUGGUGAUAUCUGUGCUUCUCAUAAUUUACUGAAAGCUGCAAUAUUUUAGUGAUACCUUUGGGAUCACUAUCCCCCAUGUUCCAUGUUAGAGCAAACCGAAGAGUUUAAAAGAGGACUGCCUUAUACCACUUGAGCUCAGACCUCUGAACCCUGCAUUUCAUCCCUGAUGUCCCCUUUUUGAGAUACUAAUUUUUAAAUACUUAUUAGCUCUGAAAUAUAUUGAUUUAGAUCAUAGACAGUAUUCCCAGGGUAAAAUUAAACCAACUCUAGGCCUUUUUCUUGGGAUGAUUUUCUAGUCUUAAGGUUUGGGGACAUUAUAAACUUGAGUACAUUUGUUGUACAUAAUUGAUAUUCCAAAAUGUAUGAAUGGGAGGGAGAGGUGUUUUAAGCUGUAGGCUUUUCUUUCUACUGCAUUUAUAGAGAUUUAGCUUUAAUAUUUUUAGAGAUGUAAAACAUUCUGCUUUCUUAGUCUGGCUUAGUCUGAAACAUUUUUAUUCAAUAAAGAUUUUAAUUAAAUUUGAA